Messenger RNA from Parathielavia appendiculata, 1250 nucleotides. Its product is annotated as kinase-like protein. The transcript has 2 exons. The record is from RefSeq and is a predicted model, not a curated record. NCBI's taxonomy places the organism in Eukaryota, Fungi, Ascomycota, Sordariomycetes, Sordariales, Chaetomiaceae. The coding region runs from base 1 to 1110 and encodes 369 amino acids.
AUGGUCUUGACGUUGAAAGACUUCUGCUGCGGCGGGGGUGGGCAGGCCCUGAAAACAUUGUCGAACUUUGCUUUGAAGUUCGCGGCGUCGGUCUGUCCCCAACAAGCAUCAAUUUACACAGCAAUCAAUGAUCGCGACCAAUCUGCGACAACGUCAAUAAUUCCAGGUUACGCGCGCCUAGACAGAAUCACCAUGCCGGCCGUCACCCCGCCAACGCUCCCGUUUUUCUGUGAUCCAAGCGAGUUGCCUGCUCCGCUCCCGACCCUGGACGAGAUUGUUGCAGCCGACCAGACCUUCCCAGAUAUCUCCGACAACACAUACCAACGGGUCGCCCGUGUCAAGGACAAAUUCAUCGUCAAGUAUGGUGUGUCACCCUGGGUGUCUGAAAACGAAGGCCAUGCGCUCUUGCUGCUCGCCAAGUACCCCUCCAUUCCGGUACCGCGACUCUACGCCAUGCACCGCAAGGGCGACAGACUCUUCUUGAUCAUGGAAUUCAAGGAAGGCAUGCAGCUCAGCACCGUUUGGGGUGGUCUUUCGGAGCACGACAAGCUUGACAUCAUUGGCCAGCUGCGAGCCAUUUUCACCCAGGUGCGCCAGAUCCCUUCCCCCGGGAUCUUUAGCAACGUCAUCGGCGGGCCCUUACGGCAUCGCUUCUUCUUGUCGGUCGAGCCAACGCCCGAGAUCAACGGACCCUUUCAACACGAGAGGGAUUUCUCCAUGGCUAUGGCGAGGCGGUCGCGGAAAACCUGGGAAUCGAACGGGUACAAGCCCUGGACGUCCGAGUUUCUCGAGCGCCAUCUCCCUACGGCCCUAGCCGGUCACCUCAGCGUGUUCACGCAUGACGAUCUGCAGCGCAAGAAUAUUCUAGUCGCCAGGAACGUUGCCUCAGCAGACAGUGCAAACCCAGGCGAGAGCGGGAGCAAAUGGCGUGUUACGGCUGUUAUAGAUUGGGAGAAUGCUGGGUGGUACCCGAGCUACUGGGAGUAUGCUGCCAGGUUUGUCGAAUUCGUCUGGGAUGACGACUGGCCCGAGAAAUUUGAGGGGAUUGUUGACCCUUGCCCCCUUGAGGCUGGGUUACUGAGGUUUGUGCGGCAAGAUCUGGAUUAUUGAUGGGUACAAUGAGAUGCCCUCCUCCUAGACUAGCAUGAUAUUAUAUAGCAGCUACGAUUCAGAGCUGUGAUCGAAACCUACUACUACCAUCGUUUGGGCGCUCAAAUAAUGCUGCAAUAUUUGUAUGAUCAUAGUUAACU